GCCGGCGCCGGUUGAGGUCGCAACUUCAACGUACACCAAUUCACAACACCACGUAAUCUCGAGUCCCCGCUGGCGCAUCCCUCUCCGACCCUCCAAUCGUUCACGACCAAUUGCAGCGCCAGGUCUGGUAACCACCAUCGCAUCGACAGGCAGAGGCCACGUUUAGUGGAGCAAGAGCGGGACACUUUAUUCGAACUAAGGGAGAGCUCGCAGUGAGAGCUGCACCUCGAGCCACAACAUGGACAAGAAGCAGGAGGAUGUUGGCGGCGUCGCCCAGAUCGACAAGACCACCGUGUUCCAGGAUGCCCGCGUCUUCAACCAGAGCCCCAUAUCACCAAGAAAGUGCAGAGUGAUCCUCACCAAGCUUGCACUGCUCCUGUUCACGGGCGAGAGCUGGGGACGCCAGGAAGCUACAACACUCUUCUUCGGUAUCUCGAAGCUGUUCCAGAACAAGGAUGCAUCUCUCCGUCAGAUGGUCUACCUGGUCAUCAAGGAGCUCGCUGGCUCCGCCGACGAUGUUAUCAUGGUCACAUCUUCCAUCAUGAAGGACACCUCUGUGGGCAGCGAUGUCGUCUACCGCGCCAACGCUAUCCGUGCUCUAUGCCGUGUCAUCGAUGCCUCCACCGUGCAAGCGAUCGAGCGUCUCGUCAAGACGUGCAUUGUCGACAAGAACCCCUCCGUAGCCUCUGCCGCGCUCGUUUCCUCGUACCACCUCCUCCCAGUCGCAAAGGACGUUGUUCGCAGAUGGCAGUCUGAGGCCGCUGAGGCCGCUUCUGGAGCCAAGUCUGGUGGAUUCUUUGGUGGAUUCGGCGGCAGCUCUCAGACCGCUCUGCAGGCCAGCACAAACUACAUGACACAGUACCACGCCAUUGGUCUGUUGUACCAGAUGCGCUCUGGCGACCGAAUGAGCUUGGUCAAGAUGGUGCAGCAGUACUCAGCUGCUGGUGUGGUCAAGAGCCCGGCUGCGACAGUUCUGCUCGUCAGGUUGGCUGCUAAGUUGGCUGAGGAGGACCCCAACCUGCGAAAGCCCAUGAUGCAACUCCUCGACGGCUGGCUGCGCCACAAGUCCGAGAUGGUCAAUUUCGAGGCUGCAAAGGCCAUCGCCGACAUGCGCGACGUUACCGAUGCCGAGCUCGUUCAGGCCGUCCACGUCCUUCAGUUGUUCCUCACAUCGCCUCGCGCUGUCACAAAGUUCGCUGCGCUCAGGAUACUGUCGCAGAUGGCUUCGUUCAAGCCUGACGCUGUUCGCACAUGCAACCAGGAUAUCGAGUCGCUCAUCACCAACUCCAACCGUAGCAUCGCUACAUUCGCCAUCACUACACUGCUCAAGACGGGUAACGAGUCGUCGGUGGAUAGGCUCAUGAAGCAGAUCACCGGCUUCAUGGCUGAGAUUACAGACGAGUUCAAGGUUACCAUCGUGGAGGCUGUACGCACGCUGGCCCUCAAGUUCAAGGCUAAGCAGUCCGGCUUCCUGGCUUUCCUCAGCGGCAUCCUGCGCGACGAGGGAGGCUACGAUUUUAAGCGAUCCGUUGUCGAAGCCAUCAUGGACCUCAUUCGCUUCGUGCCUGAAGCCAAGGAGGAUGCUCUUGCGACCCUCUGCGAGUUCAUUGAAGAUUGCGAGUUCACCAAGCUUGCUGUCCGUAUCUUGUUCGUGCUUGGUCGCGAAGGUCCUUCGACGCCCCACCCCACCAAGUACAUUCGAUACAUCUACAACCGUGUGGUCCUGGAAAACGCCAUCGUCCGAGCUGCUGCCACCUCCGCGCUGGCUAAGUUUGGUGUCGGCCAGAAGGACCCUGAGAUCAAGAAAUCGGUGCACGUCCUUCUCACCCGCUGUCUCGACGAUGUCGACGACGAGGUCCGUGAUCGUGCUGCGUUGAACCUUCGAUUGAUGGACCAGGAUGACGACUUGGCUGUCAGCUUCAUUCGCAACGAUUCCAUGUUCUCCCUGCCCGUUCUUGAGCACCAGCUUGCGAUGUACGUCAGCUCUGACUCUCGCGACACUUUCGAGACUGCCUUCGACAUCACAAAGAUCCCCACCGUCUCGCGCGAACAAGCAGAUGCUGCGGAUCUCUCCAAGAAGACUGAAGGUGCUACACCAACCAUCAAGGCCCCCAGUGCUGCGAAGGCUCCAUCAAAGGCUGGCGCCUCGGCAGCUGCAUCCGCCGCAAACAAUGCUCAAAAGUACCAAGAAGAGCUGCAGAAGAUUCCCGAGCUUGCGGCGCAUGGUGGUGUACUCAAGUCGAGCGAGGUCAUUGAGCUCACCGAGACAGAGACCGAGUACGUUGUUACCGCUAUCAAGCACGUCUUCAAGGACCAUGUGGUUCUUCAGUACGACAUCAAGAACACCCUCCCCGACACAGUCCUCCUCGAUGUCGAGAUGGUGGUCGCGCCAGAGGACGAUGGCGAUGUUCAAUUAGAGGAGGAGUUCAUCAUCCCGGCGCCGAAACUCGCCACAAACGAGCCCGGCACUGUCUACGUUUCUUUCAAGCGCCUCGAGACCGAAUCACAAUUUAUUGCCACCACCUUCACCAACGUGCUCAAGUUCACAAGCAAGGAGAUCGACCCAAGCACGAACGAGCCCGAGGAGGGCGACGGGUAUCCUGACGAGUACCAGGUUGAGGACUUGGAUCUCAACGGUGCUGACUACGUUGUUCCAGCGUACGCUGGCAGCUUCGACAACGUGUGGGAUCAGGCCAACGGUGACUCUGCAACAGAAACAUUGCAGUUGAGCGAGAUGAAGAGCAUAUCAGAUGCAACAGAACAGCUCACAAAGACGCUGAGCUUGCAACCACUUGAGGGCACAGACGUUGCGCUUUCAAACACCACACAUACCCUCAAGCUUUACGGAAAGACAAUAACUGGUGGCAAGGUUGCCGCUAUGAUUAGGAUGGCAUUCAGCGCGAGAACAGGUGUCACAAUGAAGAUUGAUGUCAGGAGCGAAGAGGAGGGUGUUGCGGCGCUGGUAGUCGGCAGCGUAGCAUGAGUAUUCUAGACGUGGGUAUCGGAAAAGGUGAAAUGACCAUUAGCAUGAAAGAGCCAUUCUUGAAGCCAAUAAUCC
Messenger RNA from Macroventuria anomochaeta, 3058 nucleotides. RefSeq names its product Coatomer, gamma subunit. Gene Ontology annotation, biological process: intracellular protein transport; protein secretion; endoplasmic reticulum to Golgi vesicle-mediated transport. Lineage: Eukaryota; Fungi; Ascomycota; Dothideomycetes; Pleosporales; Didymellaceae. Bases 239 to 2983 code for a protein of 914 amino acids. The transcript has 3 exons. Gene Ontology annotation, cellular component: COPI vesicle coat; Golgi membrane; endoplasmic reticulum. Gene Ontology annotation, molecular function: structural molecule activity. The record is from RefSeq and is a predicted model, not a curated record.